AUUUUAGCCACAAAUGUCUAAAAAGGAGUCGCUUUCCUCUAAAGUUGAGAAAUUAGAGGAGAAAGCACAGAAAGAAAGUGUUACAUUUAUGAAGGAUUACUCAUCAUACUACUUCACCACGGAUAAGCGAGGUGUGAAGUACAAAGCAUAUCAUUAUUUCAAGCUACUCAAAAUAUUCACUAACCAGAUGAAUAAUGAAUCAUUUAUAUCCUCUAAGAGAGCAUUCUACUUACUUCUGUUCGGCCCAGUGAUGACUGCAGCAGGUUUUGCUAUGGUCAAUCCUAUGAGCGUAUUCAAAAAUGUGAGCAUCGGUGGGUGCUUUCUAGGGUCUAUUGGCACCUUCGUGUUCAUCCUGAAAGAAGACAUGUUCAACCUUGCAAGAGAAGAGACUACUCUGGGACUAGAGAUCAGAGAGAUUUAUAAAUAACAUUGCCUUGGUCGACCCAGGACUCCCUUCUUUUGGGGAGUAUACA
Moneuplotes crassus is the source of this 473-nucleotide messenger RNA. The record is from the annotation of a GenBank genome assembly. Lineage: Eukaryota; Ciliophora; Spirotrichea; Euplotida; Euplotidae.